Messenger RNA from Morone saxatilis (striped sea-bass), 7893 nucleotides. RefSeq names its product RUN and SH3 domain containing 2 (gene rusc2). The transcript has 13 exons. Gene Ontology annotation, molecular function: protein binding. Bases 348 to 5387 code for a protein of 1679 amino acids. The record is from RefSeq and is a predicted model, not a curated record. Lineage: Eukaryota; Metazoa; Chordata; Actinopteri; Moronidae. Gene Ontology annotation, cellular component: cytoplasmic vesicle.
CCCAGCCCAUCCGGCGAUGCACUGCCGCUGUCUGCCCUGCAGUCUCACACAGAGACAACAAUAUUCCCACUCGACAAGGACUAGCAGCCUACCCGCCUGGUUACCCACAGCCCACGUAUGCUUUGUAUUACAAACAGACCUACUGCCGACCGACUGCGGCAAGAUGUACCACUCUGACCACAGUGUUGACUUCCCCGACCUCUCCUUCCAAAUCCCUGGCAGCCCUGCAGAGCUAGACCCAGCAAGCAGAGUGUGAACACAACCCUGAACACAACACACAUCUACCUUCCCCUUCACCCACACAGGGCCUCCCUCUGCUCCAGUCCCAACCUCCCUCCUCCUGGACCAUGGACAGCCCUCCUAAGCUGUCAGGCGAGACCCUGAUUGUGCAUCAUAUCCCACUGGUACACUGCCAGGUGUCAGGUGGGCGGCAGGGUGGCUGCGGAGCCUCACUAAAAAGAAGCAACCCAUUUAGCCCACCAGAGAACCUAGGUUUGAGUCGCACCACUUCCCUACCAGAGAGGGACGUCCUUCAGAGAGAGGCUCUGGUCUAUAGCAGCCUGAUCCAGACCUCUGGCAGCACCUGGUCCUCCCACAACGGAGGAAAAGAGAGGAAGGGCGGCGGGAGAGGAGGCAGCACAGCAAGCGAUGAUUCAUCGUUUACCUCCAGCAAUUCAGAGGACCAGCUGAUAACAGCUCACACAUUACCCAGAGCCAAACCUAGGAACAGGAAUCCGUUGCGUCAUAAUCCCUUCCUUCUGAAUACCGAAGAUGACGAGGAUGAAGAAGAGGAGGAUGGUGACAAUCUCAGCGGUUACCUUGAAGACUCCUCUUUUCAUCUCCACAGUACCACUAACUCUGCCAUAGAUGAUGCGAUAGCUUCUUUCCACUUACAUGACCUUGGCUUUGCUUCUGAGCCGUUUGUUUUGCACAGCUCAGUGGGUGGAAGCGGUCGGGAGUCCCUGAGGGGCAUAGCCUCGGAUCUGUCCAACCACCUGGAGAACCUGGACAUUCUAGGACUGGACAGCCAGCGGCGCCACGGCAGCAGCUGUUCCAACAUAUCCAUGGAUUGUGGAGAGCAUGACUGGGGCGAUGACGAUGAAGAAGAUGAAGAUCAUCCUAUGAGGUGUGGGCGAAGCAGCAAGACAGGUUCAUACUCCUCUAGCUCCUCCACACAGCACUGCUCCUGCUGUACACUCUCCCAGAACUACCCGCAGCACUUCCCUGAAGCCUUCCCAGAGCCUUUCUCAGAGUGCCAGCAAGGCUACGGCAGCGACUCCUCUUGCAACAGCUCGGAUGGCGUGCUCGUAAACUUCAGCGCCAUUUACAACAAGAUGAACAACGGUGUCCCGGAGAAACCACCAGUCUCUGGGCACACCAACCUUAACAGCUCCACUGACCACUCCUGCACCUCAUCUGUUUCUGAUCCACCAGGAAACCAGCGAGACUCAACCAGAGGGGCUUUCUAUUUGGACCUUCACACCUCCCCAACUGAACCUCCUUCAUCACAGCAACAGCCCUCCUGCCUUGGCAGCACAUUCCCUCUCAUCCGUGAACCACUCCUGUCCACCUCCUCCACCUGCUCCUGUGCGGUGGAGCAUCAGGGGGCUCUUGACCUUGACGCCAACUGCAACUCUUACCACCCUCCACAUUCUGGGUCGUCCGGAGACCUUGUGUCUUGUCUGCAGAGUCAGGCGCGCCUGGUUGUCGCCACCCAGAACUACUACAAGCUGGUCACCUGUGACCUUUCGUCCCAGUCGUCCCCAAGUCCCGCAGGCUCCUCAGUCAACAGCUGCUCCGAUGAGCACAGCAAAGGCAGCCCCACCCCGACCCAGCCCAGCGAGUACUUCCUGUUCAGGCAGCGAGCUGAUGAGGAGGGCGUGGAAGAAGAAGACGAAGAUGGAGAGUCAUCUAGGCGAGAUUAUAAAGAUGAAGAGGAAGAAGAGGAGGAGAAGAAGAAGAAUCAGCACGCAACCAGUGGGACUGAAGCUGCUCCUGUGAUUGAAGGCCAGGUGUAUGUCAACAUCUCCCCUCCCGUGGCGGGCCGGGGUGGUAUCGGAGGUGGAGGCCCCUCGGGAAGCCGCCCCCGCUCUCGCAGCUACGACCGCAACCUGGACAAGUCUCCAUCUCCUCGGCUCGGAUCUCUGGAGCGUAUGUUGAGCUGCCCCGUCCGGCUCAGCGAGAGCGCCACCCCGGCCCAGGCUCCUCCUCCACGGGUCACCUCCUUCGCAGAGAUUGCGAGAAGCAAGCGGAGAAACGGAGGCACAGGGGGGUCGCCAUCAUCGAAAGCAGCCCCAGACCCAUUCUCCUCCACUUACUCCUCCCACUCUCACUCCUCGGUGGAUUUCUCUCCAAUCCCAGAGCAGCGCGUGGAGAUUGACAGUCAAAGCCUGUCACCUGUACCCUUUACCAGAUGUUAUAGUCAGGGCAGCAUUGAGCGACACCUGGAGGGGGCGAGGGAGACCAGGGCCAAGGCUGAAGGUGGUCUCUCGAGUUCCUCAGACAGCCGCCCGGCGGUGGUCCGCUACAGGAAGGACCAGCGGCCCACCACCCUCCCCAUCCAGCCCUUCACAUUCCACCACCAGUUCGCCUCCAAACCCCCGCAGCCCAAGCCUCUGCUGCCCCUGCUCACAGGCUACCACUCUGGGAUGCAGGCCCGCUCCAGCUCGGGCUCUGGUUCUGACUCGGGAGGUCCGGUGGGGGAGGACAGUGAAGAUGCAACUGAAAAUGUGCACGGGUACCAGGGGACUGCAGCAGCCCCUCCUCCUGGCUCAGUUCGACCUUCGCCUCUUGGGAGCUACUCCCCGGUUCGGCUCCAGGGGGCGACCAGCUCUGGGACCUGCUCCACGUGCACCCCAAGCCCUCAGCCACCACACAGCCUCUCCUGCCCGCUUUCAGCAGGCCUUGGCCCCCUGCACACCCCACCGACAGGAAAGCAGGGAGGGGGUUCAGUGCCAUUACCAUCUACACCUCCACCUCCAUCCCUGGGGGCAAAGAGAGGAACGGUGCCACCAAUGUUGCCAGCGGUGCAGGGACACUGUUUCCAUCGUGGAGGUCUGGCCAGUUUACCAGCACUCCCCAGUGACACACUGAGCCCGCUGGGCUGUCUGGACUCUGGAAAUUACAUGGAAGGAAGCAAAGGACCCGGAGCCAGGACACAUAAUGCACACCACCUCUCUCCCCAGGCUCUCAAGUGGAGGGAGUAUCGUCGUCGAAACCCUCUGGGAAUGGAGAGGGUCUCAGGGGGCCACACUGCCCGCCUGGACCCUGGAAGGGGUGGGGGACCGCGACCUGCCAGACGGAACGUGUUCGAUUUCCCUUCAGCCCUAUCCGGCCACACGCUGGGACGGCUCAAUGCAGUGGGUCAAUCAGUUAAGCUCCAGCAGAGCUACAGCGACUACCUGCCGGACUACUUCUCCCUGACCGAGAAGCCUCCGGAGGAGUUCUGCCUCUCCCCCGAUGCUUCAACUUCCUCCUCCUCCUGCUCUUCAUCACAGUCCCACAUCUCUGUGGACCUGACGCAGAAGAGAAUUUUGGUGAAAGCCGUGAACACAGCAGUGGAUUUGAUUGUGGCGCACUUCGGCACCAGUCGAGAUCCAGAUGUAAAGGCUAAGCUGGGGAACAGCUGGGUGAGUCCCAACGUGGGUCACCUCAUCCUGAAGUACCUGUGCCCAGCCCUGCAUGAGGUGCUGCAGGACGGUCUGAAGGCCUACGUGCUGGACCUGAUCAUCGGACAGCGCCGUUGUCAGCCCUGGAGCCUGGUGGAGGCCUCCACACAGCUGGGACCGUCCACACGUGUUCUCCACAGCCUAUUCUCAAAGGUCAGCCAGUACUCUGAGCUCACAAGCCACAGCAUGAGACUCAACGCCUUCAUCUUUGGCCUGCUCAAUCUAAAAUCUUUGGAAUUCUGGUUCAAUCACCUCUACACACAUGAAGAUAUCAUAGCAGCACACUACAACCCAUGGGGUUUCCUUCCCCUGUCGCAGGGGGCGUGUCAGCCGCUCUUUGAGGAGCUCCUCCUCCUGCUGCAGCCACUGUCGCUCCUCCCCUUCGACCUGGACCUGCUGUUUGAACCACAUCUUCUUCAAAAGGGCCAGGAGCACCUCCGUCGCAAGGAGCAGCUGUGCUCUGCAGGCCAGAGUGUCGACCAAUCAACACGCUCCACCUUCCAGCUCAUGAGGGGAUGGAGCACCACUGUAAGCGAAAUGGUCAGAGACUCAGGUGCAGAGGGGGGGAAGAAAGAGAGGGCGAUGCUGAGAAGAGAGGGAACAUGGCCGCGGAUGGAAGGGGUCGGGUCGAGAAGAGAGGGAGUGAAUUCAAGGUUGAGGAAAGAGGCGGCCACACCUGAGAGCAUUACAGCCGGGCCUGUUAGCAGACAGACAAUGAUGGAAGUGGGGUUUGCCAAUCUCUGGAAGGAGAGGGGGAUGGGUGGGCAGAGAGUGAAAGGCGUAGGACAAGAGAGCCAAGGAGAAGGUGAGGAUGGACAGGAGGACAGGAGGAAGGAUAAAGAGAAGGAUAUGGCGAACGAGGGGCGUCAGCGGCAAGAGAGACAGGCAGGCUGGUGGUACCAGCUCAUGCAGUCCUCCCAGGUUUACAUCGACCAAUCCGCAGCAGGGUCAAAGUUUAUUAAGACUGAGAAGAGGAAGAAGUCUUCAGAGAGGCGACAUGGCCAGCUCCCGCCCACCAGAGAGGGAGUGGUGGAGGGGGCUGAGUCGAGCCAAGAAGGGGAGGGGUUCGGAAGCAGGAAAAGCAGCAGCAGCUCUAGCGGGGAGUCAGUUGGAUCCAGGGGAAGGCCUUCAUGGAUGGGCAGCCCGCCAGAGUCCGUUGUCAACCAGGAGAAAGAGAUAAAACCUCUGAAGGUUAAAGGGACUGGAGCCCAACCUGCAGCCCAAGAGGAGAGCCCGUCUCAGGGACAGAGUCUGCGCUGGGGCAGGCUCUUUGGAUCCAGUGUUGGUUCUCCUUCGAGGGUGGAGGGAGCUGAGCAGAGGCCAAAAGCUCAAACAACCAGGCCACCAUCAGGUUGGUUUGCUCUGGAUAGGUCUGUUCUGGACCUCGUAGCACAUACUAUUGGAGCGGGGAGUGGGAAGAAGGCAGAGCCUCCAGCCACACCCACUCACACCCAAACCACACCUCCACCAAGGUCAACCCAACCAACUGAGGCCAAACAACAGUCUCCAUGCGAAGUCCGAGCAUUGUGCCACCACAUAGCCACAGAGCCCGGCCAGCUGAGCUUCAACAAGGGCGAUAUCCUGCGGGUCCUGAGCAAGGCUGAUCCAGACUGGCUGCUCUGCUCCCUGGGAUCCACGCAGGGCUUGGUGCCCAUCAUCUAUGUUACCCUCAAAAACAUGGAGGAGAGCCAGGAUGCCACUGGACUUGGGCAGUGCUAAGCCAAAGCUGCCCUAGAAGGAAUUAAGAUGAAGGCAAACCGCUUUGCAGACAGAGGGUGUCCUUUCCCUGCCACAUACCUACUGAAAACAAAAACCUGUUAACUGUACAUUGGGGACGAUUCCCGCUAAAAAAACACUGUAGAAAGUACGAAGAUUAUGAAGAUGUACAGUCACAUGCAAGGGAAGCAUGCAGGCUCGAACACAAACUCACAUCCACUUCAAGGGUACAUCCAGACAAGUAUGCAUGCAUACAUCCAAAAACCAAAAGACAAAAGACAAGAAACAAACCCAAAGACACUUCAAACACAUGCUUCUCUCUGCGCGAAGCUGUGCUGCUAGCUUAACUGUGUGACUGUCCAGCCUAUAUAUCAUCCAUCUCUACUUUCAACAAAACAAAGAGGGGCUACGCACAGACGGGAAACUUCACAAUAUAAUAUUUACCAUGCCUAGCUGCACUUUGCUGUACUGUCUACACAUUCACCUGGCUGUGCCACACACAGUGCUCAGUUAUUGCCCUCAGUCGAACGCCGGAGUCGGUUAGAUGUCCUGUUGCUUACUUGGUACCGAUUGAUCUUUUAAUUUCACAUAGAAACUGGUGAAUCCUUGCUUUUUACGUUGAGCUAAGGUGGUUGAUGUAAAAGCAAAAAUUGUUAACUGUUUGAUCCACGUCUGCUCCAGUUGCAGAGGUGUGAUUCAGCAUAUUGUUAUUAGAAGAGUAGAAAACCACACAGAAGUCUGUUUAGAUGGCUGUUCAACCCAAGUGAAAAGAAUGAAAAAGGAAUGUUUCCAUUCCUCGUCUGUCUUACUUUAUCACCGCUCAUUAAAGCCUGUUUAUAUGGAGACAAAGGAAUAGAUGGACUGAAAAGCAAAUUGCCUUUUUUUUCUCCCUCCUUUCCCUCACAAGACCCACCACAGCUGGGAUGAAUCAAUGGUUGACAUUGUUUAAGUGCAUGUAACCUUGCCAAAAUGUUGUCUUUUUCCCUACAGUCCUGUUUCACCUGUGUUCCUGCCGUAUCCCGAACCUCGGUCCUCCCUUAAUCUCUGAGUGAGCCGGUGGCUACAGCCUGCGCUGUACAUGUGCAUUUUGAUCUAUUGGUACAUACUGUAAAUGCAUAUAUGACUUACACAUAUGGUGAGUUCUAUUUAUUUAUUGACCAGUCCAAUUAGCUGAAGGAAGCAUCUAAAUGGACGGUUGCAGAAAACAGAGAAGGAUGUCCAAUGACAGCAAAGCAUGGCUGUGGAGGCAUUUUUGAAUGUGUUGGGGAUCCAGCCUGGAAAACUCUUAGCUAACAAAAUGAUUGCUAAUUAGUUAUAUGUGUGGCAUUUAGAAAGGGAUAAAUGAUCUUAUCCAUGCCUUAAAGCGCUUGAGGAAAAAAGGGAGAAUUGCCCAGUUAGACACUUCAAGGCUAGCGACCUAAUAUUUGACAUUAUAUUUUGUAUAUGCUCUGACGUGUCUAACUGUACAUUUUCCCCAGAUUUAUAUCUACAGAGAUUCUUGUUGACUUCAAAGACAAGUAUUGUGAAGAAAUAGAGCUGAUAUUUUUUUGAUGCUUAAAGGGAAACCCCAACACAUUUUGUGAUGGUGGCUCUGUGGGCAUUCGGGUGUUAGUAUGUACCUGCUACCUGUCAUGCCCAGGUGUAAGAUGUGGCCUUAGGUUUAACAUAAGUUGACAAAGAACUAAAAUUUUGGCUAUAUUCAAUAUACCUGGAUAGAUGUUAAGCAUUUACAGAUGCCCAACCCAAAUAUUACACAUUAUAAAAUGGUAAAAUCAAUGUACAUUUAUUAAAUAAAUGAAUGCUUGUGUAGUUUUUGAAAAACUUUCAUAGGAUAUAAUUUUACUGUUUUGUUGCAUUAUUGUACAGUUUGUACAGUCAUUUAAUUUCAGCAAAAUCAGUUUAUUACUUAAUUUUCAUUGAACUGUAAAUAUAUUUAAAUCCUUAAAAGAUUAAUUUCUGCCAUAGAGUUACAUGUAUGAAUGUCAUUACUGAUUUAUUAAUGUAUUUUAUGUUUAAUACAGGAAGCAGGUAUAAGCUUUAGUUUCAGUGCUAACAACCAUGAUGACAGUCGGCGUGGUAGUGGAAAGUAUGAUAAGUGAGGGUCAUUUUGGGUCCUCCAGGCAGUUUGCUGUUCAUUGACAUCCUGUUCACAUGGGACAGACAGAGAUAAACACAUAGUAGUGAUAAAACCAGAGAGACAUGGAGGCUCAGGGCUGAGAGGCAAAGACAGAUUCACUUUAGAUUUGGCAUCUGAUUAGCUGAAACGUUGUGCUUUAAAAGGCCACACUUGUAAGAGUGACAUAACAGAGAGAAAGAAAGAAGCCCUCUUUCUUUCUCUCGUCUUUUUUUAAUCUGCUUUCUCUCUCCCUGGCUGCCUCCUCCUGCCUGUAAAUACCUUCAGCAUCAGUGACACUGCUCUUCUCUCUGUGUCCAGGCUAUAUGACGUAUACGUAUGACAUUAUCGAACUACUAUGGAUGUUAAAUAACAAAGUGCUCAUGUGAUCACAAA